Molecule: messenger RNA, 1412 nt
Organism: Pimephales promelas (fathead minnow)
Lineage: Eukaryota; Metazoa; Chordata; Actinopteri; Cypriniformes; Leuciscidae
Gene: thap4
Product: THAP domain containing 4
Source: RefSeq, a predicted model, not a curated record
UAAUCAGGAAGUAGAUACGGACUGUGAUGGCAAACAGAUAAUAGUUAAGCAGCCGCAGCGAGUAAUACAUUUAGUGUCAAUUAUACAGUUAAUAUUGUAAGUUAUUUGAAAUUAUUCAAGCGGAAUGUCAUGCCCAUUUAAUCACACUGCGGAGCUGAACCCCGCAGUGCUGCCGCUGGACUGGCUCCUGGGAACCUGGCAGUCCGAUGAGCCAGGAGAGGGCUCCUUCCCCUCCAUCGCAGCUUUUCGUUACACAGAGACUCUUCAUUUCUCGCAUGUGGGACAGCCCGUGAUCAAUUUCAUGUUUAAUGCAUUCCAUGCUGAGAGCAAAAGGCCUCUUCACAGGGAGUGUGGAUUCAUCAGGCUUCAGCCGGGCACCAACAGGGUGGCUUUUAUCAUUGCCCAGAACUCAGGUCUUGUGGAGAUUGAGGAGGGGGAACUCACUGGACAGCAGAUGACUCUCCACAGUGCUGCCCUGGCUAGAACAUCUUUUGCCAAGCAGCCUCAUGUUCAACAGAUCUCCAGGCACAUCCAGUUGAAGCCGGAUGGAAGGCUGGAACAGACCGUCUCCAUGGCACUGGAAGGACAGCCACUGACGCAGCAUUUGCACAUCACUUACCGCAGGACUGAUUAACUAUCUGUCACAUGGGAGGAAGAUGUAUUUCUGAAAAGCACAUGGAAGUAAUGUACCCAUCUGACCUAAAAUAUUGAUGGUUUAUAUAUAGCAACCUGCAGGUGUUGGCAAUAUAUUUGUGACUAAGAAUGUUAUCUUAAAGUAAUAGAUGUGAUCUGACCUGUCUUACCAAUAAAAAAAGCUUUGAAAAUAUUGUUACAAUAAAUAAAGGGGUAUAAUGUAACCACAGUAUAAAAAAAUAAAUGUAAAAACGUCUCUUUACAAAUUUAAAUUGUUUAGAGGUAGUUCGUGGCAAAGUUUGUCUCUGAAGAAAAUGCUGUACGUUAUAACAUCUAUUUCCAUAAGAUUAAGUUUACAAAUUGAAUAAUAAUCAAAAUAUGUCACAUCACAUACAUUUUCUCUCCAGUAAAACUUAACACUAAACAUCUUCUUUCAUACGUUUAAUGGUAAUUCAUGGGGAUUCAUUAGUUCGCUUAUAGACUCGUUGCCUUGUGAUGAAUUGUCAUGACAUUCCCACUAAUCAUGAACAAAUGGCGAAUAAUUUAAAGAAUUCAGUUAAUAGAGAUUGCACUUACAAUGAUAAGGUCAAUAAAAACAUCCACUCUGUAAUAUCGUUCAAAUGUUUGGGGUUGUUAAUUUUUUUGAAAGAAAGUAAUACCAUCAUUCAACAGGGAUGCAUUUAUUUAAUCAAAAGUGACAGUAAAGACAUUUAUAACGUUACAAAAUAUGUCUAAUUCAAAUAAAUACUGUUCCGUUUAACUUUAUUUUCAUGAAAGAA